GUUUAUCUGUGGGAAUGUUGCUGGUGUGCAGUUCUAGCCCUGCUAUAUUUCUGUCUUUUUGGUCUUGGCUUUGUUAUUUUGGUUUGUUUGUAGAUCUGCUUCCUGAGGCAUCUGGCUCAUGUUAUCCUUAGUACAGCAGGGCAGCGCCUGGCUGGUGUAGGAUCCUGUUCUUCUAGCUGUAUUGCUGUGCCUGGUUUCCAGUCCCUUGGGGGGCUGCUGGCCCUUGCCGUUUCCUGUUAUACUCACAAUUCAUUUUCAACUGGACUCCCACCCUUAGUGUGACAUCUUCUGACCUGGCAGAUUGCUUCUGGACCUUACAAGAGAUUUCAGAAUACACAAGAGGACGUAUAAGCACCCUGUUCUCAUUCACACUGUAUUCCUCCUUGGCCAAGCAGAUGGAUUUUUUAGUAUGGCCUGAAUAUAAGAAUCUACUCCUGUUCAGACCUGGUUUGUCCCCUUGUAUGACAAGACAGUCACCAUAAAGGGAAGACCCUCAGGCAAGUUCAGAUUUCAAAUGCUGGGCUGUGGUGCUCUCCUGGAGAGCCCUUGGUGGGCUGUCCCUUUCCCCAGCAGGGAAGCUGUACCUCAGUGGCUGUGCUGACCUCUGAGAAACUCAAGUAUGAAAUUGUCCUCCUUGUCUGCUCCUAAAGACAGACUUGAUUUUGACCAUGAAUUGGAGAUAAGAGAUGGUGAAAACCCAGGAGUACUUCUAGUAAUUUAAGGGCUUUUAUAACAAAUGAUAUGUUUGCACAUUUGUUUACUAAUAAUGUGCACCAUGUCAGAACUGCCCUGCCAGUUAUGCCACAGGUCAUUUUGUUUGUCCCUAAUACCUAGCCUGGCUUAACCCCCCCUGCAAGUUAAUAAACCGCAUUCUUUAGCUCCAAUGAUGGAAGCUCUUGUUUUUAGACACCACAUUCCUAUAGAUAAACUGAAAUAAGUCAUUACAGAAACAUGAAAACAGAGGAGUGAAAGCAAGAGCUUUUUCAAAUGACAGAAAGCAAUGACUCUGCAUUUGCAUUAAUACUGUUAUUUACUGGAACUGUUUGGAAAUUAUUUCACUAGCUCCAGCAUUGCUGGGUUUUACUAGUUUUUCUUGCAGACAUGAAGACUUCUUAAGAUCACUUUAGGAACAGAUGCAAUAAUCUUCUUGUGUUAUCUGUCACUGCAGUGGUAAGACCCUUACUCUUUUUUUCACCAGGUAUUUAAGAAGAGAUUUGUUUUUUAAUGUAGCAUUCUAACACACUUUUGCUAAAAAGGAAUCUCUUUCAAUACACAGAGCACAGUCCCCUAUAUGGUUUGAAUGUACAACACUUAAGUAAUAGAGGCUACUGUUGAAGUGGUAUGUGAAGCAGUCCAAAGAAUAAUGGAAAGCUCAAGGCUAAUUCAAAUUUUUGGGUCCACUAGUACUAGUGAACAGAAUAAGUAAAGAUGUUAAAGCCAGACCCCAGCAUAAUGAUUUUUGCACAUAUGCUGCACUUGUCCCAUGGGUAUGUCCUGAGGGUGGAUUCAACUGAGCUAAUCUUAGUGCAAGAGUUUUCCACCUCAUUUCUGCUCAUUGAUGACCUCUCUGUGGUGUGGAGACAGGCAGCCCUGGAGGGUCCAUUACUUUCAUAUUAUAUCCAUGUUAGCUGAGGUUGAAUGGUGUUUCUUUAUAUCAUCUGGUCCGCAUGCUCCUUAAGCAAGGUCAUUACAGCAUGUUGCUCAGGACUGUGUCCUGUUGGAUUUGGAAUAUCUCUGAAGAUGGAGAUUCUGUAACCCCCUUGGGCAACUUGUCUCAAAGUUUGGCUAUCUUCACAGUAAAAAAGUGUUUUCUUGUGUUCAGGUGGAAGUUGCUGGUGCUAAGUUUGUGUGGUCUGCCUCUUGUCCUGUCUACCUUAUUCUUUGUAUUGAAGCAAAAAGUCUGAAACAAGAUUUUUAUUGUACAAUAUUUGUUCUGAUACUGAUUUUUUUCUCAAUAACAGCUGCACUAAAUCAAGUAUCUUCAAGUCAAAUCUAGUUCUUCAGAAGCAUUAGGUUAGUAUAGUUUUAUAAUAAUUUGACUAUCAACACGAAUAUUCAGGUGAAAUCUUGGGGGAAGAUGGCAUGCUUAUUCAGACAUAUAGUAAAGGUGUCUGUUCCUUUGGUUUCCAGUAGCAGGUAGAUAUGAGCUACAGACUUUUUUGUUACUCAGUUCUGCCCAGUCACUAGUAUGUCAUAGUAAAAGUAUUUUAUACCACUUAUUUUUCAAACCUAUUUAUAGCUAGAAAACCAAAAAAAGACCUCAAAAAAGCAUUUUUAUUCCACUGUUAUUAAAUUCUAUAAUGUUAAUUGCUAACAGGAGUACUGAUAUCUGAACUCCUUUUAACAGUACAGAGCCAGCAUGAUCAGGGAAAACUGCUGAGUUUCACCUUGGCUUAUACAUCACCAUAAAAGUUGCUAGCUACGUGUGACUGAGAACUGUUCUUUCUAGAGAAAUGGUAGAAACCUUCAAUAAUCCAGCUCAGUUUCUGAUUCCAGGUACAAUUUGUAAGACUCAACUAAAAUGAAGUUGUUCCGUAUUUGUAAAACCUAGUACUGAUGACAGCCAAAUGUACCAUCUCUGGGGUGGGGAGUACCUGCUAUUCCACAGUAAAGCUGGAAUGUUCUUUUUUUUCUAAUUUCCACGUUUCUCCAAAAACCCUGCUUUCCAGUUCACAAUUCUUUUGUUGAAAAACAAACCUUUAUUCUUAUAGCGAGUCAAGUGGUUUGUGCUUUACCCUGUUUGUCACAUAUGUUGCCUACCAAUGUAUUCAAUGACCUUCUACAGAAACUGACCUAAGUUCAAUGGAGAAACAAUUCAUUAUGACACUGGAAAAUCAGCUGCAAAUGAUAUCUGUGGGCUGUAUUAGAGCUGCCCCUCUUUCUACACACUGCACACUUUGUUUAUAAUGACAGUAUUCCUGUGGUUUAUGUUUCUGGUGUAGUUUCAGGAAUUUUGGGGAGGGAUGCUGCCAAGUCAGUGAAACAUGCCAUCGUUUCUGUUGGUACUUUGCUGUAGUUGUUAUUGUGUAAAGACAGGCUGUGCAAGCUUUCUAGGUAAGUAUAUUUCAUUAGAUAAACUGGUGUAAUUGGAAUAAUCAUUAGUUUUCAGACACACACACAAAUUAAUCUGUAGUAACAAGUUGGCAGUCCAGCUAAAAGCAGCAGCUUUCAAAACUAAAACUGAAUUGCAAAUAAUUCAUCAGACCUUAGAGAAGUACACUGUACAAAAGACCAUCACACAGUCCUACACAUGCACCUUCAGAAAAGUGCAUCAAGUGACUUCACAACACGUAUUCAGGUGAAAUUCCCAAAAACUAGUGCUCCAAAAUGCACUUGUAGAGAUUAUUAAGGGCUUAAAAUACCCAGCUCCCUGUGGGUGAAUAUUUCUCAUAGAAUGAUAUUUAAUGUGACCUCUUAAUACUGAUUAUUUAGCAAAACUUGCGAGAGACUUUCUGGUUUGGGAGCAUAUAUAUUAAUAACUCUACUGAUUACCAAAAAUUAAAAACUCAGCCCCAGUGGAAUGGUUGGAGAAUGCACAGCAGUUGCCAUUUUUAAAGCCUUCUCUCCAUUGUUUUUCUGCACUCAGUCAAUCAUGAUGAGGCUUUUACUGCAGUAAUGUCUAAUAAGCAGCAGUAAGAAAUUCAGGAGAAGAGCCAUCUAAGCACUGCAAGAAAAGCCUGAGAAAUAGUAGUGAUUAGAAAAUAGGCCUGAGUAAGUGAAUGCUGAUGUUGCAUUAGUCUGUUAGAUUUCUGGUUUAAUUCAACCUUGCAGUUCUCUAAGCCUAAUUCUUAUACAAAAACCAUGUUCCUAAAUCUUCAGCUAGUCCUUCUGGGCGCUUCAGUUGCAGCCACUUGUCUUGAAUGCAUAUCUCAGAGUUCUGAUCAUCAAGCCUUGAAAAUCAGAGCUUUUAACAAGGCUAUUAAGGAUCUGUUAAAAAAAAAAAGUUGCAUUAAAAUCUGUGAACUAAAAAUUCAUUUUAAGGAGUUAUUUAUCUUCCAGUCCUUAGGAGAAAGGGAGCUUGUAUCUCAGCUGGUUUGUUCUGGCAACCUUUAUGGAAAGGCACUUGCAGAUCAUGAAGGGAGUUGCUGAGCUGACAUGAAAACUGGUUUUGUAGUAUGACUGUGUUUGAAAUUAUACAAAGCUUUCCAAGACAGGCUGCAUUAGCUUUCAGAUUUCUGUGCUUGUGCCCAAGCUAAAGAAUAAUUUGGUAUGGACCAGAAUAACUCCAUGGUUCAGACUGCAGCCUUUCUUUUCCCUGACUUUUAUGUUGACAACUUGAAACACAUUCUUUCUUACUUCCAGAAUCCUUUUACAAAACCACAGAAGCACCAUCAAUGUUUGAUUUAAAUCACUGAAAUAUGUUUUGAGAGGCAUGGAUUUGCUGAGCUGCAUACUGUUGGAGCCUGAAAGAGCAUUCUAGAAAAAUGUCACCAUACUCUUGCACUUCCCUGGCAUGCUGCUUUUAGCCACUGGAUGUUGGUUUAGACACAUUUGGACUGACUUAGAAUGGUCAUUCUCAUACUCUUCUAUUCUUAGAGAUAUGUAUUAAACACCAACAUCUUUCUCUAACACAACAGAUUUAAAAUAAAAGAAGAAUAAUCCCCCAUGAGAUCUCUUGUUCUGAACUUCCAAAAUGUCAGAAGAUUCCAAAUCCAAAUUUAAGAUCCUAAAUAAAUGGCCAGAUGGUGAAAGAUAUGUAGGGUGAUAUCACUGGAAGGUAGUAAGACUCUGUAGUUAAGAAAACAUGCUCAUUUAUUAAGAAUUUAAUUUAGCAGAAAGAACUUAGUGGGAAUUUAACAAGAAUUUGAGACUUGGGGUCUGUCAAGGACCUGAGUGCACUAAUAGGUUUUAACUGACCUGAGUAGCCUCACCUGACACCUCCAUCCACCCCCUCUAGCUAUGGGGCUGGGGCUGCAUUUAAGCUUAGGCCUGGCCCCAUGCUCCCUUUCUAAACCUACCCCAGCUAGGCCUGUACCCAGACAUGGGCCUCACUGGUCUGGUCCCUCCAAAGGGAAAACAAAAGCAAAGCAGCUCUGAAGGGCUCGUCCAGAAACUGGAGGCUGUGAGGUAAGAAGCAUGGCUGGGAAGGGUACGUGCUUUAGCAGCUCAUUCUGUAGCAGAAUCUUCCUUGGGUGAUGUACACAAGCUUUGCAGUUGCUUUGUAAUGGUGAGCUCAGCUCCUCAAGUGAUAGGAGCUGAGUUAGUGGAGUCAUGUUGAUUUAUGCCAUCUGAUGAGUAGAUUCAUGAUAACGUACAAAACUGCUUAACUCUGUAAGGGUGAUUAGAUCUGCAAGCUUAUUGUAUGUACUGUGGAAUAUCUAUUUUGGUGCACUGUAAAACUGAGUCCUAACAGGUAUGCUGUUCCUUAAAUGUGAAAUAGGUUUGAGUUUCUUUGGUAUCUGCCUUCAGAAUGCUGCCGUGAGGUUAUUUUUCUAUUGCUUCUAUUGGGUAACCAACAUGAUCACUGUUGACUUGCUGUCUGCAAAACAUUGGGAUCACUGCAGUUGUUUGAUGAUGGUAACUAGUUCUGAUUGCUGCCCAAGGACAUUUGCCUGCAAACUGCAAAAUAAACAGCCCUGUUCUCUCACUUUAAAAUAAAUCCAAGAAAGUAACUCUACCACAAGUCAAUGAAUUUGAAAACAAGAAGACUGAGUAGACUGUUAAGUAUGUCCCUAGUCAGCAACAUAAUAACAACAGUUUGUACUGAUUGCAUAGCUAAGAGUUUUUAACUUCACUUAAAUUUCUGAAGACAGAAAUGACUGUAUUUCUCAUUACCUCUUCUCCUCACAAGCAGUUACUGUAAAUAAAAAUGUACCAUUUUCAUCUCUCAUGUCAAAGGCAGCAGCAAUGUAAGGCAAAGGUUUAAAUUUUUGGCUGGGUAUAGAUUUUUGAGAGAAACAAGGAGAGGAUGGGAAUUUUAGUAAAUUAUAUUUGGUUACUAAAUGCUGCAAAAAGAGGUUAAAACAUGUGAAGAAAAAUGUGUUCAUAAUCAGGGAAAAAUGCAUCUGAAUGUCCAUUCUUUAUUAAAGCGUUUGGCAGUCUUAAGUCCUAUUACUGAAACUCUGCUUAGAAAAGAGCACAUUGAUUUUUUUUCUUACCAGGAAAACGAGUAGCUGAAUCACUCACCCAGAAGGGAGUAUGAGACUUGUCUAAAUCUGAUGACCCUCAUCAUGGGUCAUCCACUUGUUCAUUAUACGGGGAGAGGUCAGUCACUUGCUACUGUUUACAUUCUUAAGUUUCCAUUUGUACAAGAUGGAAACUACGGUGGUGUGCAAAAUAGCUCUACUGCUUUGGGGAAUUUGGCCCAGAAAUUUAGUUCAUAUUCAAGGAUGCAUGUUUUUAAUAUGUUUUGGUCUUACAAGCGUAUUUGUAGCCAUAUAUAAAGAGCAGAAAGAAUAGAGUGCCCAGCUUUCCCAAUCAUAUAUACAUAAAUUUCAGGAUAUUCUUUCACUGAAAAGUUCUUAUGGUAAGCUGAGGUUGUGUGUUUGUCUAUGUUUGUUUGCUGUGCUGCAAAGUUACUACCCAACUAUGUUUUCCUGAUUUGCAGCAUUAUCUGCAAGUUGUGAGUAGGAAUGCCAGUUCUGUAGGGAGCACGGAGAAUUACAAAAGUAAAGCAAGAAAUAAUAGUUUGGCUUUCUGAGGAUUAGUGCCAGUAUUUUUUAUCACUUUAAUUCAUAUACGUUUGCUUUUGACAUGUAUGUUUAUUCAGGCAGCUUUCUGUUUAGCUAUUAAACUCUGAAAAGAAUCUUCAAACACAAGUCCCCAUUUUUAUUAAAACAAAACCCUGAGCUUCGAUUGACUUUUUCUUGUAACUAUACUGAACAACUUAACAAUCCUUCACAAAAAAUUUAAGCAGAGUAUAUUUCUGAAGGAAAUUCACAGCACUAGCUGUGGAGAAGAGAAGCCCACAAUGCUUUUAUUAUUGUUGUACCUAGAAAUAUUAGGCAAAUCUAAGCAUCACACCAGCAUAGAAUAAAAUGCCUUUGCUCCAAAGAGCUUGUUAUCAAAGUCCAGGGAAACAAGCAGUGGAGACAUAGUGGCAGGAAAUUAGCAGGUAACAAUUAGACAACAUAGGUCAGUGCUGACAAUAAGGCCAAGCAGGCUCUGUGUGCCCACAGCUGAGCUAUUGUCCAGGACUUGUUGCCACUGAUGCCAGCACGAGGAACUGCAUGAAGACAAGCAAAUCAUGCAUGUUGGAAGCUCUGUUUGGUGAAUGAUGGAAAUCAGCAUCACUGGCUGACAGGGUGCAAGAGCUGGCAAGCCAAUGCUGUCUGAAAGAUGAUAGGUAAGCUGGGGAGAGAUAAUCCAUCAAGGCCCUUGGAAGUGAAGACCAGCAAUAUAUCGCUGAUUUAAUAGAAAGUCAAAGGAGGGGAUGCACAGCAAUAACAGACAAAGCAAUGAGCUGGGAGAAGACAGGAUCAUGAUGAAAAGAGCUCAGACUGAGCUGGACAUAGCUGCACUGGCAUCCUGUGUCCAGCCUUAUAAUAAUUGUCCUGUAUGUUCCAUAACUUAAGGUCAGAGAAAAAAGGAUGUCAUAGCAACUGAAACAGAAGUCAGUGAGGAUCCAGAGGAGGCUUUUAGCAGAGCAGGUAUUAAUAAAGGCCACACUGUAGACUUAAACAAAAAAGAGUCUCUGUUCAUUAGAGGCUUUGUGAACACUUAGGAAACUGGAGUCUGAGGUGACGACGGGCUGGAUGAUAGCCCUAGCAGAGGGGUUUAUAAAGAAUUGGGUAUAUGGCUUUACACUUCACUGUUUUAAGAAGCUCUGAUAAUAGAGCUGUGGCGGAUUCUCUUCUAGUUUAAGUGCUAGGUCUGUUUGACUUUGAACUUGUCUGAAAGGUUUCAAGUUGCAGCAGGGAGUAACUCGUCAUAAUGCCUCUGUUUGUAAUGGUCAUUACAGAACCCUGCCCAAGUCUUGAACACUGUUGUAAUCUGCGCCAAAUCCUGCUUCUGUUUCAGCUGCUGCUGGCCGUUUUGUCUUAGACAGGACACUUGUCACUGAAACCCCUUACAGACCCAGCUAAAAUAUCCUCUGGUAUUUUUAGUUUGCACUCACUCUUCAGCUGUUUUCAGAAACAAUUCAAAUACAGGGUUUUGAAAAUUCAGUGAUGUUAUUUAGUGGUCUGUUUCUCCCUCCUCAUCCUGCCCAAAUUCCCAAAAGCACUGGGUACAGCACAAGCUUGAACAGCAAAGCGCAGGGCACUUGGAAUAGCUGUGAGCUGCUGAGACUUAAGCUGCAGUUCUUUUCACAGGAAGCAUAGUAAGACAACAGUAUGUGCCACAAAAAAUAGUUGUAUAACUAUUAGGGCAGUAUAUGUAUUCUCUGCAGAUUGUUUGAAGACAGUAGUGCUAUUAUCUAAGGAGAAAGAUGAUAAUUCUUUAAUAUCAAAUGAGACCACACUUUACUUACCUUCUGGUUAUAAUGAACUAUUAUUUCUCAAACCCCGGGGUUUUAAUUUUGAUUGUUGUGUGUGGAUAUUGAUUGCUUUUUAUUGUUCCUCUUCCCUUAGCAUUUUCAUCAGAGACCUGGCUGUCUCCAUGACUGUCCUCUAUUUUACCAAGAUAUCUGUGCAUCCCCUCCCCAUGGUGGGCUCUAAUCACUGUGUUCUUUCUAUUUCAGUAGUAACUACUACAUAUGUAUGAGAUUAGAAACAAAACAAUCAAAAAUCAAAUGGUACCAACUGUUCUUCUUGUAAGCAGUACAAACUAUUCAUGCUGCCCCAAACCUGGCACUCCUGUCCGUCACUGGCUACGGUGUGUACCUCUAAUGGCUGUCAGUACUCGACUGGGAGAAAAUGCUUGAUAAACAGAAUUUCUUUGCAAUUUUAUUUCUCACCCUUUCUCGACCAAUAAUGCUUUUUUUUUUUUUUUUUUUUUUUUUUAAUCUGAGCCCUACCUUAGCUGGGAAACACACUGUUCUGCUGUAUCUCUGCAUAAGCAAAUCUUUCAUUAGAUCUGCUUCCAGCAAAGAUGACAAGGCAGCUUGGAGACUGGCAUGUGCUGACCCACCUUUCAGCCCACUCCAGACUGAGUCGCCUGUGGCACAGAUCUGAUUUAUUACAGGCAAGAGAAUAGCAAGGGAAGUUCCCUUUAAGUUUUAUAUCUAAUUAUUGCCUGAAAUAUGGGAGGCUGUUCUUUCUGCAAUGAUACAGCAACUUUUCUAUCUUAUUUUAAAAUGACGAUUUGUCCCUGCCUACACUAGGCACUAAACUACACCAGCACAAUCAGCUUUGUUUCACACGAGAGAAGCGCUGGGAGGGUGUGAGCUCUUAUUUGGGAAUUGGAAUUAGGGAAGCUUCUAGCUGAAAUUACUUGAGAAGAGAUUGGUUAGCCAGGGCUCCCUGGAGAAGGGUAGCUUUUGUGCAGAGGUUAAGCCAUAGGAUACAGGGAAGGAUGAAUCAGAGCUCAGCCCACAAAACAAAGUAAAAAGCCUUUUUUUGGAGGCACUGCAAAUCCAACCUGGCCGUUCUGGAGUGUUCUUUGUGUGGCUACUUUGUCUUCAGAUGCUGUGAGGAAGGACAAGAGGGACAGAGGUGGGUUGACCUUUUCAAGCUACCUGGCCCUGAAGCCAUAAACCACUAGAGUAACCUGGAAAUACUACUGGGGAAACGAAGGCAGAGCAUCUGCCGGAUUUAGUCUUGCCAUAGAGUUGGCAGCCUAAGGCCAUGUUAUGGAGCUAAAUUCAUAGUGGUGAGGAGAUACUAAUAUAAUCUUUUCAUCUCAGUGGAAAAGACUUUUUGGUUAGUUGGCUUGGUGGGUUUUUUGAUGGUGGUUGGUUGGUUGUUUUUUUUUUUUUUUUUGAUAAAUCUUAGAAAAGAACUUGUGUUUGAAUGGACUUUUCUAAACCAUCCCUUCUAGUCUGCCCCUUCUGUACUCAGUCCAGCCCUGGGUUUCUCACUUCCCUGCUGUGGCGCUGAGCAGCUCUGCAGUGUUACACGCUCACUGGCUGCACCCAGCAGUUUGUGCUUCCGCUGGUCACCGUAGAUGUCGGUUGUCUUAUAAAAUUAGAACUACCUAUGAGGUGAAUUAUUCAUUUCCACAGCUAAGCAGGAGCCAUGUUGAUUUGAUUUACUGUUUUCUAUUUUGUCUAUUGAUUUUUGGGUAAUCUCAACAGUGUGCUCCCAUAAAAGGCCAUACAGAACUUUGUACUCAGUUUAACAAUUUUAUUUACAAAGGGUGUUCUUGCCUCCAUGUCCCCUUGCCAAGUUACUCCAGGCAUGAAGGACUAAGUUUAAUUUCUAUUAUUAAUAGAGCACAAAGAAGAUAUAUAUUAUACAACUCUCCCUGCUGUCUUAUUUGGGGUGCCAAAAUCACAGUAUGCUGUCUGGGAACAGCUAAGAAGUAGGAGAGUUCCCACCUGACAGAUCUUGGCUGUUAAAAGGCAAAAAGGACACAGAUGGUUGAAGCCAGAUUUCUGUAUAAAAUGAACAACUAGUUUUCACCUGUAUAAUGAAGCAGAUAAGUUUGUUGCAGGUACCAGUACAAAAGCAGGCCUCUGAAAACACUUCUCAGAGAAAUGUGUUUUUGGAUGUUACAGCCACUGACAAGCAAUACCACACUGGAUGCCCAGGGCUCACAAUUUCUAUACAGGAGAGACUGUGUAAGGAAGGCUGCUAUGGGCUCAGAUUUUAGUGUGGUAUUGCCUUUUGAAAGGCAGAUACUGAAAAUGGAUAGGCUUCCAAGUGAAAAAUCAGUAAUUCCUCCCUCUAUUCCAUCACUUACAGAAAUAAUGUGCGUGUUUAGAAGGCAAGCAGAGUACAUUUUGAGAGUAGCAUUGUUAUCCCCAAGGUGUGUUACAAAGUUUAUCAUUCUCCCCAUUAUAGCAGGACAAAAAAAGUCACCCAACUUCCUUGCUUUGUGCAUUCCUCGUUCGUGGUAGCUCAAAUACCAGAACUGUAUCUGAACUCAAAGAAGAGUGGGAGUUUACCUUUCUCAUUACUAAGUAGUCUAUUCCUCUCUCCUCAUGCUGGCCUAGGGGAUCUUUCGUAAAAUUUAAGGAAGCCAGGUAAGCUUUUGUAAAUAUGUGUCAGGGACAUUAAUGCCUGGCUGACCAUACCUCUGGUCUUCUAACUCUCCUGGAGUUGCCCAACAGUGAUCUUUAUGAUCUAAGCAGCAGACUACCUAUUCUUUCAGUCCACUCUGUAUUUCUGCAGAUGAACUGAAACCUAAUUCCACACAGCUCCCAGCCAAAGAAGACAACACUGUUCCCUUUCACUCAUUGUGAAAGAACUCCUAUGUUCAUUUGGAAUUUAAUUAAAUUUUACCCACGCAUUAUCUUUCCCUUGUCCUGUUAGAUAAUUUUCUCAGUUUAAUGAAAGGCCCCAGAGUCCAGGGUCUUUUUGCUAUUUCUGCCUGUAGUUCAUAAAAAGCUAUGAAGGUACAUUGCAAACCCUUGUGGGUCUCUUCCAACUCAGGACAUUCCAUGACUUCUAAAUCUGAAAGAAAACAGUUUUUGUGAAUGGUUUGCUUGUAUAUGUCUUUGUCUGACUUCCCAAGCUGUAGGUACAGAGCAUGAGAUGCCUCAUUCUUCACACCUUGGGCAGUUCUAGGACAUGAUUCCUCUCCUUCCACAGAAGCUGAGGCAUUGCAUAUAAUCACCUCUAGCAAUUGGCUAUAACACAGGAUUAGACUAAUCACGUGAGGACAUUUCCAUUGGACAUGAGCCUCAGUGUUAGGGUCCAUUUUUCAGAAAUAAUUUCACCUAGCUUGAAGUGCUCAGCAUUCACAAGAGUAGGCCCCAGCGGCUAAGGCAGGGAUAGCAAAUGAAUAGCUCGCUCUGGACUAGCAACCACUUCUUACUGGGGAAACUUCCUCUCUCUUCUUUAUAUUGCACAUUCUUGUAUAAUAUACUUUCAGAAGCUGAUGAACUAAUCAAAUAAACCUAUCUGGAAGGGCAUGUACAACAACACUAUAUCUAAUGAAGCAAGAAGACAUGUAGUUUCUAUACUGUCUGAUUUACUUAAAAAAAGACUACUUGUGUUCCAUGAUUUGAUUACCCUGCCAAACAUAUUAUGGGUUCCUCUAAAAAUGCUAAGCAAUUGGAUGCUUCUAGGCUAACUGGAAAUGAAACAUUUUCAGUGCAUUGACUUGUUAUUGAGAUGAGAGGAAAUAAGAAGGAAGAAAAAUGUAAUCUGUGACCCAAGAAAAAGGAAAACUUAAUGUACAAGCUGUUUGUAAACAGAUGGAGAGUUGGCACUGCACAAAACUAAGACAUAAGCAGAAAACUAAGAGGAUUUGAGGAAAGAAAAUUAGAAUACAUAGUCAAAGAACACCUCCAGUCUAAUAUUUAUGCCUGUCAUUGAAGAUUAUCUCCAACUUCAUGUCUUAUCAGUUUGCUAAGAGCAGGAUGUAACUGUAUACAACUUCGAACAUAAAGCUCACACAAAUUGGACAUCUCCCAUUCCUUUCUUUCUCUACACUUCAAUCAUUAAAAUGUACUUUCAGCUCUACUCCCUUGAUAAGCUUUAUUUGAAUAUAGUGCAAGCUUUUGCCGGUUCACAUUGUUGCUUUCUGUAAUGACAUCUCCUGCCAUUUUAGUGAUAAAAUACAGAAUUAUCUUCCAAAAAGGUCUUAUCCCUCAAAAUGUCCAACCCCAUUGUUUGUUGCCUCAUACCUACAGUGUGCUGCAUGCACACACUGUGUAUGCAAGAACACAGAGCGAUGGAUUUGGAGUUCACAUCGAUAACUUUUGAAGUUUGUUCUGUUAAUGCCACAUCCACCAUUGCCCUGAUAUUCGUGUGUCUGGUGUCACACAUGGAGAAGAGGGGAAGAGCACACCCUAGAAAAUGACCAGGGAAUGUCAGGCAUUGAUGAAAUUAAAAGCUGCCAAGUAAUUAGCCACCUCUGAGCUCAGCUCUGCCAUGGCUGGUCAAAUCUGGCUUGGCUAUGUUGAUCUAACACCACAGGACAGGGGUACUCAAUGAAAUUUCUCUGACUUUCACAAUAGGUCUGCUAAUUGUUUUUAAGGUCUUGCAGUUUGAGAGCCUGUAAAGUAAAAGAAGCGACUCCUCUGGUUAAUGUUCAGUGGCCUGGUGACACAAGGUAAAUGCUGCCUUCCUUAAAUGACUAUCAAAGGGAAUCUGCAGCACUACAGGUGAGUCCCUUUGAUAUAGAGGCACAGCUCCUGUUCAUGCAAAGAAAUGCAAUCCCUUUUCCCUCAAUUUAAGGUUAGGUAGUGCAAGUGAUAAUUUAAGGAAAGGUACAUGAGAAGGGAAAUCCAUGCUGAGCUGAGGGAAUACAGUCCCCACUGUUAUGCGUGCAGCCUUUUCACAACGGCUUUCCAGAAACAGUUCAUAUAAUCUAUUUUUAUUACCAACUGCAAUGAAGCUAACAGCUUGCAUUAGGGUCAUUUUGACAGUGGGUGGAAGGCCUAAACUCUGUGAUAUUCAGGCUGCGGUGUCUACUAGAACAGGUUUUUCACACUCUGUGUCUAAUUCUCUACUGGAAUUAAAUUUCACUUUACUGUAGUGGAAACCAGCCUUCAAUUGGGAAUACAACAAUUUGUAUCUCUUUGCACAGUGCAAUGUAAAGGAAGAUCUGUGUGAAAAAGGAUCUGCUAAUGUACACCCUAACUAAACACAACUGCAAAAGAAAGCACACAACAAGUGGUUAUUUGCUGUUCUCCGCCUUAGGUAUUUGCACGCGUUUUUUUGUUUUUUUUUUUUUUAACUGAAGAGCAGAAAAGGAUGAUGUCAGUGGGGUUUAUCCCUAUUUUUUGUUUAUUUUUAGAAGCAGACCAACAAAUAAUCAUGACCUAAAUUCUACAAGACAGAAGUGCACACAAGCACAUUGUUACAUACCAGAAUCUAUUUGAGUUCGGACAAUUUCAGCAGAACUGUACACAUGCAUCUUCUUUAAAAGCAGACUACAAAAAACUAAUUCACCAAUACAGUGAAAAUAAACAGUAAGGUCUAAUAGGUCUAAUAUUUAAGACAGACAGUGAACCCAAUCUUGUGACUUCUUUGUUUUCAUACAAGGAUAAUGUAGAUAUAGCAUUAAAAUUCAGGCAGAAGUCUGUCAAAGGCAAAAAAAGAUAAGAGCACUUUUAAGUGAGCAUCAGUUUUAUACUGUCAUUAAAGUGAGGCUGGAUUCUGGAUGGCACAAGCUUCAAACUGGGCAUGUGCGGACCCUGUCGUCUCUUGUAUUUAAAUGGAAAGCGCUGCUGCUGCCCUUUGCUAAGCUGAAGAUGGAGUGAAGCAAUCUGAAGCUCUAGUGAGAAAUUCUGCACUGGAUCUCGCAUUAUUCCAGAGAAUCUGGCAAUCUUCUUUACACAGGAAAAGGACCCCAACAGCACCAAAAUUGUGGAGUACUUCAAUGCAUGGAAUGACUUGGAAGCCAAUGCCUACACACUGAUGGACCUGCCUCUUGGAGCCCCGACAAUGACGGUGCAAGAUGUUCCUGGUGCCUUUCCUACAGUGGAUGUCCCAGACCAUGCCCAUUAUACAAUUGGAGUAGUCAUUCUUCUAGUGGGGAUCACAGGAACUCUGGGUAAUUUCCUGGUCAUCUACGUUUUCUGCAGGAGCAGGAGCCUUCAGACUCCAGCCAACGUAUUCAUCGUCAAUCUAGCUAUUAGUGACUUCCUGAUGUCUAUUACGCAGUCUCCAGUUUUUUUCACCAAUAGCCUCCACAAACGCUGGAUUUUUGGUGAGAAAGGCUGUGAGCUGUAUGCCUUCUGCGGAGCUCUUUUUGGCAUUACAUCUAUGAUUACUUUGAUGGUGAUUGCCUUGGACAGAUAUUUUGUCAUCACAAAGCCUCUGUCUUCUGUUGGAGUGACGUCUAAGAAGAAGGCCCUAAUAAUCCUGGUAGGAGUCUGGCUGUACUCUUUGGCUUGGAGCCUCCCACCCUUCUUUGGAUGGAGUGCGUAUGUUCCUGAGGGUUUGCUGACUUCCUGUUCAUGGGACUACAUGACUUUCACACCAUCAGUCCGCGCCUACACGAUGCUUCUUUUCUGCUUUGUCUUUUUCAUUCCUUUGAUUGCUAUCAUAUACAGCUACAUCUUUAUAUUUGAGGCUAUCAAGAAGGCCAACAAGUCUAUCCAGACAUUUGGAUGCAAACAUGGAAAUAAAGAAUGCCAGAAACAGUAUCAGAGGAUGAAAAAUGAGUGGAAGAUGGCCAAAAUUGCACUGAUUGUCAUCUUGCUUUACGUCAUCUCAUGGUCACCAUACUCUAUUGUUGCUCUGGUAGCUUUUGCUGGGUAUUCUCAUGUCCUAACACCGUUCAUGAACUCUAUACCAGCCGUGAUUGCCAAAGCUUCUGUCAUCCAUAACCCAAUAAUUUAUGCCAUCACUCACCCCAAAUACAGAAGAGCCAUUGCAACAUAUGUUCCUUGCCUUGGAUCCCUGCUGAGAGUUUCUCCUAAAGACUCACGGUCUUUCAGCAGUUAUACCUCCUCCCGACGAGCAACUGUAACCAGCCAGUCUUCUCAGAUAAGUGGGCUGCAGAAAGGAAGAAGGCGACUGUCUUCUCUCCCUAACAGUGAAUCAGACUGUACUGACACAGAAACCGAUACCCUCAGUGUGUUCUCCAGACUUGCUAGCAGGCAGAUUUCCUAUGAAACAGAUAAAGACACAACUCAAACUAGUGACCUAAGAGCCAAACCUAAACUGAAGAGCCAUGAUUCUGGGAUAUAUCAGAAGACACCUGUAGAUAUUGAAGACAUAUCCAUGGAGGAACUGAAUGCCACAGAGUACACUACUACACCUACUAGAGGUGAAAACCUGAAUGGUAUCGAACAAAGAAAAGGAGAGUCUCACCACAGACCAUCAGCAGCCCAGAUACCCAGCAUUACAAUAACGUACAGCAAUAUCCAAGGAGCAGAGCUGCCCUCUGGAUACAACUCUGGUUUCCUGUAUCCAAAGAUCAACAGCCAUAAGCAGAACAAGAAGUCCAACAGCUAAGUGAGUGGUGAAAGCCAGAACGCCAUAUCAGCCAAUACCUCUGGAACAGCUAUGGGCCAGCUGAAUCCAGAACACCUCCCUACAUUGUUCUGAAAUGCUCCUACACAGACACAAGACAAGCAAGGAGAAAAGCAAGGGGAGUAAGCUUUUCAGCAUCAGAGUUCUCUCCAGUCGCUCACUUCUUGAACCGAGUCUCAUUGUAAUUUUGUUAUCUCUUUAUGCAGCUCAUGAACCAAUUUCUUCCACUUGGAUUUUACUCUGCUCAGGUAUAUUCCACCACUGCAUGGAUCUAACCUACAAGCCUCCUAGGAUUAACUUGAGAGGAAAAGGAAAUAUGAGAUUCAAAACUGACCUUUGUUCACUUAGUGCAGUUUUAACUUCAAGGCUAUUACAGAGCUAAAGCUGAUAUAUUUGGGGAAAAACAUACAUUGCUCCCUGAAGACGAUUUCUUCAUUGUUGUGAAGUUCCUCAACCAAAUGGAAACCUAAUCACAGAGUCUGUGCUCCCUUCUCUCAUAAAUGACACAUUUUCGCUAAUUUUCUUCUACAAUCCAAUUAAAAGGCAAUGCACUCGGGCAGUAAUUUGAAGUCUCAGAUCUUUAUUUUAAUUUCUGAGAUUCUGGGGGAAGAGAAAGGAAUAACACUGAGGACGGGGCUAUGGUCCUUUCCAUGCUUUUCCAAUGGUUGCUUAGAGACCAGUAUAACCUGCUCUUAGCUAACCUCCCCAGAGCUACAGGCAAGUAUUAGGAAACUCCUUCUGACUUUCCUUUAGGAGGUUUCAUAAGAAGAAUGCAGAAUUCAAAGCAGCAUUUAUACUGAGAUGUCUUAUGGUUAAGUCAAUAAAUCUGCCUUCUCACACCGCAAAUUGGUUUACAUUUAGAUGUGCUUUUCAAAAGUACAUCUUGGGAGAAGAAGGGUUAGUUCCCCCAAAACAGUUGUUCUAGAGAUGAGUGGAAUCUGCACUGUCUCCACUUUAGCAUUGUAAUAGAAAAGAGAUGGAAAGGAGCUAUUACAGUUCUUCCCUUCACCUACCACAACUGGAUAUUGUCUCCAGGCAGAGGGCAAUAUUAAACUGAUAAUAUAUACAGCUCGCGAUAAGGAGAAAGAAGGGAGAAAAAAUACCAUCUUCAAACAGGAAGGGUGUUCAAAGAUACUCAGCAAGUCUAAGGAAUUUUAUUAGGACGUACUGCUUAGGCUUUUAAAAUUAUUUAAAAACAUAAAGCAUGUAAUUCUUCCCACUCUUUAUCAUGAAGGCUAUUCACACCAGUCAAAACUGGGAACAAAUGCUAGUGAAUGCUGCCUAUUUCAUACAAGUCAAAAAAGGCUGAACCUCUCAAGAAAAUAGGUCAAAACUCACACAUGCUGUUUUGUGUGUUAAUAAGAUGUGCAUGGUAUGUACCCUUAAAAGCUAGACCCUUUGCUCCUGUCAUGAUUUUGUUCCAAAUAGUAUUCUUGAAGACUAUUCUCUGCACUCUUGCAUUCCCUUCCACUUUUAGAGGACAUAAAAAGAAUGCUUCCAUGGCUAGAAAAGCCUUACAAAUCCACAGCACGUUGUUCUCUAUAUCCUCCAACUCCAACACGUACUGGAGAUUAGUUUGUAUCUAUAAAAAGAACUACAGCUGUUCACGCUCAUCUACUUACAAGACGCUUGAAAAACCACAUAUUAAUUAGAGAGAAUUUGUUUGGGAGCACUUCAAAACUCGUGUGUGUACUCCCUGUGUAGCUAACAGCUUUGCCUUUACCUCUACUGAGACUAUAAAAAUCGUUCAGGAGAAAGCCUACAAAAUUCAUUUCACCUGAAUAACUCUCUAAGUGAUUCACAUUGUAACCCCAGUGGCAUUUGAAAUAAAUCAUUAUUAGUUCAUAUUUCAACUCA
Molecule: messenger RNA, 17771 nt
Organism: Columba livia (rock pigeon)
Lineage: Eukaryota; Metazoa; Chordata; Aves; Columbiformes; Columbidae
Gene: OPN4
Product: opsin 4
Exons: 16
Coding region: 14352-15896 (514 amino acids)
Biological process (GO): G protein-coupled receptor signaling pathway; visual perception; phototransduction
Cellular component (GO): plasma membrane
Molecular function (GO): G protein-coupled photoreceptor activity
Source: RefSeq, a predicted model, not a curated record